Molecule: messenger RNA, 1065 nt
Organism: Centropristis striata (black sea bass)
Lineage: Eukaryota; Metazoa; Chordata; Actinopteri; Perciformes; Serranidae
Product: cortexin-1
Exons: 2
Coding region: 790-1065 (91 amino acids)
Source: RefSeq, a predicted model, not a curated record
CCGGAGCUGUCCGCGGUGCUGAACAGCUGCUGCCGCUGGAUCAUCAUCAUCAUCACUUCGUGUUCCUCAUUACACAGCCUCACCUGUGACAACAGCCGGGAAGUAUCUUUGAUGGGUAAAUCCCCGAAUGAAGACGAUCCCGGUGACUAAAGAUAAAGAUAUACAAAUAGAAGCUCUCACAGUCAAUCAAAUACUCUCUGCAACGCGGCAAAACCAUUGAAGUGAUUCAAUACGAAAACGUCCUCUGAAGCAACACAUCGCAGAUCAUUUACAGCCUGCGAGCACUUUGAGUGAUCUAUGGAACAUCUUCAGUCACUCGAUUGAGAUUUACACUUUACUUUGUAAUCACAAUAAAUGCCCUCUAGGCCUGCUAUAUUGACAAAUAAACGCAGGGGUGGGCAGAUGAUUCGAAGUUGAAAUAGUGACCUCAGGUUUUGUAUUGUUAGUUGCUCUUGAGGGAGAAAGAGAGAGGGCCAGUUAAAUCUAAUUAGACAUGCCUCAGCUUGUUGCUUCGCUCACCAGAGGGCUUGUUCAUUUUCUCUACUGAUUUGCCCGUGUUAUUUCUGCUGGAACAAUUUCUUUGCCCUGUGGCUUGUGGGAAAUACUGGUUGAAUUUAAUCUGUUAACAUCUAACACAUUUGACUAUGUGAUUUCCCUCUGGAUUUAGAAAUCACCCUCACUAACAAAGAUGACCCUGCAGAGCCAUGCCGCUCCUCCUACCAUCUAAUUGUAAAAUAAAACGUAAACAGUAAACGAUUUCAACCUCCAGAACAUUCCCUCACUUCCAAAAUGGGCGACACAAACUACUGGGUUGUGGACUAUGAACUCUCCUCUCCAGCUCCGCCCGGGUUCCCCAGGGCACCGACAGCGCUGCAGCCCAUGGCUGGGCAGCCCGAGCAGGGAUCUGCCUUGUGUUUCGUUGGCCUCCUUAUACUGCUGCUGCUCUUUCUCCUCGUUCGCUGUGUCCGUAUCUUAUUAGAUCCCUACAGCAGCAUGCCGGCGUCAUCGUGGACGGACCAUAAGGAGGGGCUGGACAGAGGACAGUUUGAUUAUGCACUGGUGUGA